Hydractinia symbiolongicarpus is the source of this 2570-nucleotide messenger RNA. Its product is annotated as protein dissatisfaction-like. The record is from RefSeq and is a predicted model, not a curated record. Gene Ontology annotation, molecular function: RNA polymerase II cis-regulatory region sequence-specific DNA binding; nuclear receptor activity; zinc ion binding. NCBI's taxonomy places the organism in Eukaryota, Metazoa, Cnidaria, Hydrozoa, Anthoathecata, Hydractiniidae. Bases 796 to 1932 code for a protein of 378 amino acids. The transcript has 7 exons. Gene Ontology annotation, biological process: cell differentiation; regulation of transcription by RNA polymerase II; anatomical structure development.
AGUGUGAAGAUACGCGAGCCUGGCCAAGAAUUGUUUAUUGCGGGUUCAUUUUUAUGCUUUGAUAAUAAAAGGGUACGUUCGAGGUUCAAUCAAUGAAUUUUUUUCUGUCUUGAGGUAAGCUAUGUGACUGACAAGACUUAGAUUCUAAUACAGUGUGGGAGACGUAAUUCUGACGUUACCCUGGUAAUGCUGGGUUUUUCGUUGGCAUCCAAUACCUAUGAUUUCAAACUAGUAAGUUGUUGAGCACAGUAUAUACGAUCUAAUGUAUGCUGUAAAUAUAAAAAUUAAUGAAUAAAAUUACGACAAACACAGCUCUCUAGAAUACCUUCGGACUUUACCUUACACAAGUCAAAUAUAUCUUGUGUAUAUUACCACGAAACAGAAAGACGAAAAAGAAAAAAAAACAGCAAUGCCACGUCUUUGCAUAAACAGGAUUAUGAAAGAAUUCCAAAUCGUUUCUUUGUUACAUUAUUUCUAUACUUGACAAUAUCAAUACUUUCACUUUACAUCCGUUACCAGCUAUCUAAGUUCUUUGUUUGCAAACUGGGUUAGCAAAGGGGCUUUUUUUGUUUAUUUUUUUUAGAACUUUUCUUAAGACCCCCUGUUAAGAAUAGCAUCAAUUAUUUAAAGCGAUUGAACACAAUUCAUUCCAACGCAAGAAAAACAAUCAAAAAGAUAAUUUAUGUUGCUGUAGUAAUAUUUAAAUUAUGUUUUCACCUGUUAUGUCUUUUAUUCUCGAAUAGACUUAAAUAACGCAAGCUAGUUCGUAUCAAAGUCAUUUCAGUCCUUAGUGACAUGGAAGGAAGUCAUACGAAUUACACAGAGAUGGAUACAGUAACCAGCAAAUCAGGUCGACUUCUAGAUACGCUUUGUGUAGUGUGUGGUGACAACUCGUCUGGAAAGCAUUAUGGUGUCUACGCUUGCGACGGUUGCAGUGGCUUUUUUAAAAGAAGCAUAAGAAAGAAUAAAAAAUAUACAUGCCGGCAGAAGCAACAUGGUGUUCACUUUGAUCGUAACCAUGACGACGUCAUUAAAACGUGCCCAGUUGAUAAAAUACAUCGAAACCAAUGUAGAUAUUGUCGCUUGCAAAAGUGCUUACAGGCUAACAUGAACAAAGAUGCUGUUCAGCAUGAGCGCGGACCACGCAACUCUACACUUCGUAAACAACGGGAGAGAAAGCACAUGCGAAUUGAAUCACCCUCACAAUGUCAUAUUUCAAUGGUGCACGCACAUAACCCAGUUUCCAUGUAUGCUGACAAAACGUCUUUAAACUAUCACGAAAAUAUUUUGUCAGCGAUUAUUUCUGCUGAACCUAAAGAAUUAAGAUUAGAGGACGAGUUCUACCACGACGUAAACAACAACAACAUUUCGCUAACAGAAGCUACUGCAAAACUUUUAUUUCUUGUGGUACAAUGGGCAAAGAAUCUUUCACCGUUUACUUCACUUAGCUAUGGAGAUCAGGUUACGUUGAUUGAAAAGCAAUGGUGCGAACUAUUUAUCAUAUCGGCUUGUCAUUGGAAUCUUCUGCCUUUUGAUUGGUUAAGAGAGAUAGUGCAUAAUGAAAAUCUAUUGGAUGAGAGAGAUAUAGAAAUGCUCGAAGAAAUGCAAGAGAUUAUAUAUACUUUUAAAGAACUUCGCAUCAGCACGAAAGAAUCAUGUUGCUUGAAAUUUAUCUCUCUAUUUAAUUCUUAUACCUCUGGCUUGAACAACAGCACGCCCGUCAGUGUACUGCGCGAUCGCUGUCAAAUCACUCUAUCGGAGUACACCGCAAGAAAAUGUUCAGAUCAACCAGGAAGAUUUGGACGGAUCCUGCUGACUUUAGGAAGGAUUCAGAAGAUCUCACCGAAACUUAUAGAAGCCGUUUUUUUUAAAAAGGAAAUUGGUGACAUUCCCAUGGAGACCCUUGUUAGAAAUAUGUUUCAUAGGACUUGAUGUGUUUCUUUUGUAAUAAUUUUUCUAACUUUUUAGCUUUUUUUUACUUUCUUUGAUUUGGAAAGAACUAUACAACCAUACAAUUAUUUUUCAAAGAAAAAAAACAGAACAAAGAUAAAAGGAAAAACUCGAGUGUUUCGGCUUUCUGCGAUAAUUUUUUUGCGUUUUGAGAUAUUGCAGGUUGAGAUAAAUUGUUAGGUGAAUAAGUAAUUCUAGAAAAUAUCUAAAUGUUUUAUUUUUAUAAUCAUUUAAUUUUUUUGUAUACGAAUUAAAUUAUUUCCAUAAAAAGAUAUAUUAACUAAUUAAAAACCUUCAGUUAAUAUUUUCUUUUUUUUUUUGACAGACAUCUCCCGUGCAUCUCUUUGAUUUAUCGUCUUUACUGGUACUCAACGUCAUCCCCAGGGGCGUUUGACAUUUUGACAUCGAGGCAGCUGGCUUGUUUAGCCGUCAAGUAAGCGCUAGCGGCUUUGACAUGGGCAACAACCCCUGGGGACGAGGAUGUACUGGUGCUAUAUUAAUAGGUGCUAUAUUAACUUAUGAAGAUAAUAGGGGACAUUUUCAUCACUGUGGCUAAUUGCAGAAAGCAGACCACAUUAGUGUGAAGAAGUAAUGUUGUCGAGUCUGAUGUAUAUUACGCG